This is a messenger RNA of Ilyonectria robusta, 786 nucleotides long. RefSeq lists its product as uncharacterized. The coding region runs from base 1 to 786 and encodes 261 amino acids. The transcript has a single exon. Lineage: Eukaryota; Fungi; Ascomycota; Sordariomycetes; Hypocreales; Nectriaceae. The record is from RefSeq and is a predicted model, not a curated record.
AUGCUCCCUAGCCCAGCUUCCAUACCCGCGCCGCUCGUCGGUCACUUGGCGUCACUCAAUCUCCCUACACCGUCGGCCCUCGGCGCGUCGUUUUUCGAUUUCCCCAAUACAUCACUCGCAAAGCGCGCAGAGGAAUUUGUGCGCAAGAUUCUGCCAGCUUGGGCUGCCCACCACUCAUUUCGAACAUAUGCUUUCGCCAUCGGCAUAGCAAAUUACGCCGGCUGGGAUACGGGCGACAAGGCGCAGGAACUAGGUUUCGACAAGGAGCUCAUCUUCUUGGCCUGCGCUCUGCAUGAGAUCGGCUUUAACCCGAGUGCGCAGAAGAGUCCGCUGUCCCUCGAAUUGUGGGGGGCCAUCAAAGCCCGCCAGUGGCUUCUGGAUCAGACAGCCCAGGUUGUGGAAGAAUGUCAGGGUUCGCGCACGGCCGAGGCUAUGACAUUUUGGGCGGACGAGGUGUGCGAGGCCAUUGCGCGCCAUACCAUAGAAUUUCGGGAUUUCAGUUCCCGAGUACGCCUUACUGGUGCCCUAGUAACUUUGGGGGCGGGCCAAGACCUCAUGGGGCUGAGCACCAAGUUUAUGAACCCAGAAGACAUCAAAAGCAUAUGCGAGACGUGGCCACGGCUCGGCUACUGCGAUGGUUUGAAAGCUAUAGCAAAAAUCGAGGUGGGAAAUAAGCCCGCAUGCUUGUUCGAAGACUGCGUAGCGGCCUUUGAUCCUGGCAUGUAUGGCGUGGCUUGCUUUGACGGACUACAAGGGGUGCUGGAGAAGGAGAAGGAGGAGAACUAG